Molecule: messenger RNA, 2052 nt
Organism: Talaromyces amestolkiae
Lineage: Eukaryota; Fungi; Ascomycota; Eurotiomycetes; Eurotiales; Trichocomaceae
Exons: 4
Coding region: 1-2052 (683 amino acids)
Source: RefSeq, a predicted model, not a curated record
AUGAGCCCUUCCCUGCCUCAUGAGUCGCAGCAGGCUGCGGUAGAUUCCCCAGUGAGUCCGCAGUCAUCCAGCGGACUAUUUCCUCCAUAUUAUCCAGAGAGGACCACGAGUCUUCCUCCAUCCGACACGUCGUCGACUGGGCAAAGGUCCCAAUCUCAGGCCUCAAACAAAACAUCUUCACAAGUCUAUACUCAGGAAGCGAUAGGUGCUGUUGCGGGCGACUCGACACCUAAGAGGAAGUCAUUAUGGCAAAAGUUUACUUAUUUCUUUCUCGUUGUGUUAAGUCGAGGCUGGUGCAUCGAAUACAUCUCCUGCGUAAUUAGCGUUGCGGCUUAUGUGAGCAUCGUUCUUGUGCUCAACCGGUAUGAUCAGAAAGCUAUGCCGUCGUGGCCAAUGGGGAUUACUCUCAAUACUCUUUUGGCAUUUUUGACUGCCGUCAGUCAGACAUGCUUUGUGCAGCCAGUGGUGCAAGGUCUUUCUCAGAUGAAAUGGAAUUGGUUUGCUAGUAAAAGUAGGCCUCUUGCGGAUUUUGAGUCCUUCGAUAAUGCCAGUCGAGGUGCAUGGGGGAGUAUAUUGCUUGUUUUCAGCACAAAAGGAAGAUUAUCUGUCUUGUUAGCAGCUGUCAUUCUGGUGACAUCUGCUGUAACGUCUACAAUCACACAAGCAGCACUCUCUCAAGAUACCAGAUACACACCAGGAACUGGAAAUGCGACAACUGAGCGCUUGACCACUGAUUACGGUCUCCAAAUGGGAACCAUCAACGAGGCAAUGGCCAUUAUGAUGAACGCAAUGUAUACUUCUGCCAAUUCGACUUACGAAUUUGACACACCCUUGUGUUCGAGCGGAAACUGUGACUGGCCUACCUUCGGCUCUCUCGCCGUAUGCUCUCAAACAAAUGAUAUCACCGACCAACUCCGUACGUUGACUGGCGAGGCACAAUGCUGCUGGCAAAACUCGACAGCCAACAAACUGGAGCCCUGGAAUUGGGGUCCAGCGACGUGCCAGAAUUGCACAUACUCGGGACUACCAAAUGGAUUCUAUUUGGAUUACUUCGCAAGUGGUAACAUGGCAAACACGUCAAAUAUCUGGCUUUCGGCGGAAGGGAAUGGUAGUGCAUGGUCAAAUGUUUAUUCCUUCACCAACGAAACGUUCGGACCAAAUGCCCUGAAUGCUGUGCAAGUUGUCUACCUUGACUCCACUGACGAGAGCUACUACAAUAUUUCAAUUGGCCUGCCGAAUUCAACUGUUCUCCUGAAUCACUCACGGGCCGCAGAGACUUUAUUCUAUCUCUGUGCGCAAACUUACGACGUUUCAACCACUAAUGGCUCUGCGACGACAACAGUCAACGCAACUUUACACUCUAUCAACGAUACCCAAGCGGUCACAGUCACGGACGGAAGCCACUACAACAUAGACACGUUUCAUACAUUUAUUCUUGAUGGUCAGAAUUACAGCUAUUAUACGGUAGACUGGAAUCUAGGCCAGAUGCUUUCUAGUUUCACCAGCGGAUUCUAUAAUUACGAUGUAACCGGUGAUGGGCUUGAUGUCAUGACACCGUUCAGUUAUGCUGUCGGUAAUACUCUUUAUCAUACUGUGGAUGUCAGUACUUCGAGCGCUACUACGGAUGGUUUGAUGCGCCAAGCUUUGGCCAGUAUGGUUGAUAAUAUGGCGAAAGGAUUGACGAAUUGGCUCCGAAGCAAAGGAACUGCUGCAGAGGGCCAGGCAAACACCCUCGAAAUCUUCGUCGUUGUGAAAUGGGACUUUUUGAUCUUUCUCGGAGUGCAGGUACUACUAUCUGCAGUCUUCCUCGUCUGGAUUGUGGCCGACUCGAGAAUCAGAAAGACCAGGAUUCUAAAGGAGUCAGCAUUGGCAACACUUUUGGCUAUUCCCGGAAGCGACAGGGAGUAUCUUGAAGGUCUAUUGUCUGCUACAGAAGAGGGUGAAAUGGGUGCAGAGCGAAGGGAGGAUAUUGAACAAAACUCUCGUGCAAAAUUGAUCAAGGAUACCAUAACUGGACAAUGGAGUUUGAAGGUUGUGGAUCAGAAGGUCUGA